This is a messenger RNA of Archocentrus centrarchus (flier cichlid), 1136 nucleotides long. It is a transcript of the gene tnnt1, whose product is annotated as troponin T type 1 (skeletal, slow). The coding region runs from base 139 to 963 and encodes 274 amino acids. Gene Ontology annotation, cellular component: troponin complex. Gene Ontology annotation, biological process: regulation of muscle contraction; sarcomere organization; slow-twitch skeletal muscle fiber contraction. Gene Ontology annotation, molecular function: troponin T binding; tropomyosin binding. Lineage: Eukaryota; Metazoa; Chordata; Actinopteri; Cichliformes; Cichlidae. The record is from RefSeq and is a predicted model, not a curated record. The transcript is spliced from 15 exons.
ACGCCACUGAUGCCCACCCAGCCGACAUCUUGGAGCGCGAGCUCUACGUUGUGACAAGCUGAUCGCGGGACUCUCUGUGCCUAUUGUCAUGUAUGAUCUGGCUAUGUAGAGCCGUGGAGACCUGGCGUUUGAUGGUCCAUGUCGGACGCAGAAGAGGAAUACGAGGAGCAGACAGAGGAGGCUGAAGAGGAGCAGGAAGCUGAGCCUGAGCAGGAGGAGGAAGAGCAGGUGGAGGAAGAUGGAGGAGAGCAGCAAGAGUACCAAGAUCAAGAUGUCCAGGAGGAAGAAGAGCGCCCCAAGCCCAAACCUAUGGUGCCCCAACUUGCUCCACCAAAGAUUCCCGAAGGAGAGAGGGUGGAUUUUGACGACAUCCACAGAAAACGUAUGGAGAAAGACCUACUGGAGCUACACACUCUGAUUGAUGUACACUUUGAGCAGAGGAAGAAGGAUGAGGAAGAACUUAUUGCCCUUAAGGAACGAAUUGAGCGUCGUCGUGCAGAGAGAGCUGAGAUCCAGAGGGUCAGAGCAGAAAAGGAGAAGGACAGACAGAACAGAAUUGUGGAGGAGCGUCACAGAAAAGAAGAAGAGGAGGCCAAGAGAAAGGCUGAUGAUGAAGCCAAAAAAAAGAAAGUGCUGUCUGGGAUGGGAGCAAACUUUGGAGGCUUCCUGGCUAAGGCUGAGUCGAGAAAAGGGAAGCGCAUGACAGGCAGAGAGAUCAAGAAGAGAACUCUGAAUGAGAGACGGGAGCCGCUAGCCAUCGACAGUUUGAGAGAGGAUGGGCUAAAGCAACGGGCCCAAGAAUUGUGGAACUGGAUCUACCAGCUGGAAUCUGAGAAGUUUGAUUUCAUGGAGCGCAUGAAGCACCAGAAAUAUGAGAUCAUUGUGCUGCUGAACAGAAUCCAACAUGCCCAAAAAUUCAAAAAAGGCCACGGGAAAGGAAAGGUCGGCGGUCGCUGGAAGUAAACAUGGAAGCAGCUGAAAUGAAAUAGCGUGAUAGAUGACAAAAGGAAAAACAAAGCGGAUGGCAUUACCAGAAUUACACAUUUCUUCUCCGUGCUCCUGUAGUAUCAGAGCCUUUCUGCUUUCAUCUGUAGUGUAUGAUACAUGUUUUCUCUCGCUCUAUAUUGAUAAUAAAA